GCUCGAUCUGACCACUAUACGUAUGUGUGUUCCGCUCAGUGCUCGAUGGAACUGCGAUGAAGGACGAUGGCGGAGAUGACAGGAGCACACAGGCCAGAGCCAGCUGGCCAAGGUGGCUGCUGGCAUUCCUGAGAAAGACGGCAGCGGCGCACUUUGCCAACUUCGUCCUCGCCGUCCUCGUCCUCAUCAAGCCCGUCUCAAAUGCACUGGGCUCCAAGGCCUUUCUCGUCAUCGCCUACCUCCAUCUCUUCUUCUACCCGUGCACCACCAUCGGCGAGCACCUCGAGACAGUCCUCCUCGGUGUCGUCGGUCUCUCGAUUGGCCUCGCUCUGUCCUUUUUAGCCGUCGCGGGCGCCAUCUGGACCGGCCGUCGCCAUGAGGAGCAGCCGAGCGUGGGCACCGUGGCCGUCUAUGACAACUCCUACUCUCGCGCAGUGGGCGCUUGCGUUCUGGUAGCCCUCGCCUUUCUCGGCGGCCUCCUGAGCAGCUCGACGCCGCGCCUCAAGGCCUCGGUGCGCAUCGCCCUCUUCGCCAGCACCUGGACCAUCACCGUACCGCCCGCGGCGACGACGGGCGUCAUCGACUUUGGCAUCUUCAGCGAUCAGUUCUAUCCUGCCCUCCUUGCCGCCGGCGUCAGCGUCCUAGCCAAUGUCGCUGUCGUUCCCAGGACCGCCCACGACGUCUUUGCCUCCGCCCUCGUCUCGACGCUCGAGAGCAUUGACGCAGUCUUGGACCGGAGCCUCGCUGACUUCUUUGCGGGCCCUCGGGCGAACCAGCGCGUGGCCUCGGAGGAACUCAUCAAGCUCCGGCGUGAGCUGCUACUCAAAGCGUCGAAGCUCACCGAGUCGUACGGUCAAGCCAUGCUCGAGGUCAGCUUUGCGAGGUUGCCCCUUGUCGAGCUCAGGCCGAUGCUCUCCAUCAUCGCGCGGACUCGGGGAUGGAUCAGCUGCGGCAUGGGACUGAGCGCCAGGGGCGAACGGCGGCCUCCAAGCUAUGCCAGUCCCGUGCCACGAGGAGAAAAGGAAGGAGAAGAAGGAGAGGGGAAAAAGAACGGAGAUUCGCAAGCACAGACCGAAGCGGCCAACCACAACGACGACGCAGAGCAUGUCCAUGCCGCUUCUGCCGACCAGUUCCAGCCCUGCCUCACCUCGCUGACGCACCAGAUUGGCGUCUCCCUGCGAGUAGUGCGCGCAUGUCUCGAGCUGACCCUCGCCAGCCAACUGCCCAAACGGAUCCAUCCUACGGACAGCAAGGCUGUCCUCUUCGUCCUCAACCCCUCCGAGUUGGGCUCCGACCCGUCGUCUGCAUUCAUCCUUGCCGGUCCAGACAUGCCGGCUCGAGCCGUGUUGGCGCAACGCAAAAGACUCGAGGCGUCCAUCGAUGCGUUCAAGAUCGAGCUCGCCAAUGCGAUGGAUACACUCAGGGCCAAAAGCAUGCGACGGCGGCCGCGACACGAGCAGCAGCCAUCACUGGCCAACGCCGAAGAAGAGUUCACAAUCGGUGCUGAUGCGGAGGCAAAGGCAGAAGCGGAGGCAGAGGCCGAGUUGGAUGUGGUCGAAGCCGAGACGUUGUUUCGAUCUGACAUUUAUGACAUUGCCUUUUUCAUGGUGGGCCUACUCGAGAUCUCCAUCGAUGCAGCAGCCAUGCUCCAGCACAGCCAGAGGAUCUUGACCCGCUGGCACGCUCAGCGGCGACGCCGUGUCUGGUGGCCGCUCCUCUCGUGGUCGCAAUGGUCUGGCAGGGCGCAACGUGGCAAGACACUUGUGCACGACGACGCCAUCUUUGACGACACCGAGACGAGAUACGGCCAUGAUCGUGCGCAUAUGCACUUUGACGAAAGCCACCCGUGGGCGUUGCAGGGCGACAUGCGAAGCGAGCAAGCCGUACAUCAGAAGGAGGGCGACCGGCCUUCAGAUCCGGCGGGCAAGGCAACUGAGAAGUGGACGAUGCAUGCUAUGGCGCAAUCAUUUGUCUCCUUCUCGCAUCGUCACCGUGUGCUGGCGAUUCGUAUUGCACUUGCUCGGGUCAUGGGGAGCAUCCGCCACAGCAGGCACAUUCGGUAUGCCACCAAGCUAGCCUUCGGCGUCGCGCUGCUUUCUUUGCCCGCAUGGCUGCCGUCUGGCCAGCAGUGGUACGAGUCCCAGCGCGGCGUCUGGCUCAUCGUCACCUACAUCUGGGUUCUCGAGACGAGCACGGGUGCGACGAUUCGCAUGAGCCUAUUUCGCACCAUCGGCACCAUCUCGGGCGCAAUUUAUGGCUUGGUGGCCUGGUACAUCAGCGGCCAGGGAAAUCGCUACGCUCUUGCCUUCUUGCUCGCAUUGGCCGAAAUUCCAGCGUCAUACUUUAUUGUGGCGACCAACAAGGCGCAACCGAUCGGCAUCGUCUUUGCCCUGACACAGAGUGUCGUGGUCCUCAUUCCCCUCGGCGGCGAGCUCGACGAACAGUCUUCGGUCGCUAAGCUGGCCCUUGUCAGAGGCUAUCAGAUCCUUCUUGGCAUCGCGGCCGCCUUUCUCGUCAACACCUUCAUUUGGCCUCUGCAUGCGCGCGUCUACCUGAUCCAGGCCAUCGCAAGGAUCACGUCCCAGUCGGCGAGUCUCUACCUCAGCCUGGCCAGGCAGAUGAUCAGAGCCGGCCGACCUAGCCCAGAGUCUACGGCACGCUUUGAGCACCUCGAAGAAGAGACACAGACCCGUCUGUCGCUCUCGAGGAGGCUGCUCGACGAGAUGCGCAGCGAAAUCUCCCUCGUGCCAAAGGCGACACCGACGCUGAGCUGCAUCCUCAAGAGCCUCCAGACGAUUGUCGAUCUCCUCGUGGCGCUCCGCCAGUGCAGAGAGACGGGUAUGCGGGCCAUCCGAACCGAGGCCGUCUUCAAUGUUCUGGAUCUCCGAAGAGAUCUCGUCUCUGCAGUCUUGCUCACGCUCUGGAUCGUGGGUCAGGCACUCCGAACGAGCGCGCCACUACCCCAGUUUCUGCCAAGCCCCCGCCUGGCCCUCGAAGACUUGACGCAAGCGAUGAAGGAGCAAGUCGAGUCCUCGUCCACGCCGCCACAGCAGCGCAGCCGAAGCAGGCCCUCCAAGUCGCCCGGUGGAAGCUGGACGCCCAACUCACGCACGGGCCACGACGCCGACCGCGCCCUGGACGUGACGAUUGCUGCAGCGACACGGCGUCUCUUGCAGCGACAACGCGACCAGCAGCAGCAGCAGCAGCAGCAGCAAGGGCGCGAGGGCAAGCGCAAGGCGGCAAUCGACAUUGACUACGCCUACUUCUUUGUCUUUGCCGAGCAUGCGCUCCUGGCAGGCAUCAUUACCGAGCUCGAGGCGCUUCUCAUCUCGACGAGACACCUCGUCGGCGAGAGCUCUUUCAUUCUCAGCGGCUAUCUGCCCCGGCUCGAGGCGGAUACCUCAGAGGCACAGGCAGCCGACUCGACGUGGCAGACCAAUGAGAUGCACGCGAGAAAUAGGAGCCUCUCGCAGAUGCAAAAGGACCUGGCUGCUGUCGCUGGUGGCCGAUGACACAUUGUAAAAUCUAAUCUCAGCACUUGUAAUACUAGAAAAACAUCGACC
Molecule: messenger RNA, 3563 nt
Organism: Acaromyces ingoldii
Lineage: Eukaryota; Fungi; Basidiomycota; Exobasidiomycetes; Exobasidiales; Cryptobasidiaceae
Exons: 1
Coding region: 57-3512 (1151 amino acids)
Source: RefSeq, a predicted model, not a curated record